Messenger RNA from Phytomonas sp. EM1, 1617 nucleotides. Lineage: Eukaryota; Euglenozoa; Kinetoplastea; Trypanosomatida; Trypanosomatidae. The record is from the annotation of a GenBank genome assembly.
AUGGAUUCAGAUGAACUCUUAGCUACACAACUGAGUGGUGAAAAACAGGUACGGACCAUAGCUAAUGAAAAAUUUUCUGAAUUCAGACAAAUUGAACCUACAGAAGAUUCAGAGGGCAUCCAGAUUAUAACUGAAUGUGUUCCUAUUACAACGGAUUUGGAUGAUGAUAAAGGGGGAAGGUCGAAGAUAGGAGUUCUAGGCAAGCUGCUUUCUAGUCGAUCGAUUUCUGAAGUUGACCUUAAGGAAGUUUGCUCGGAUAUGGUAAUGCAGGAGAGAAUUAUAGCGACAUUACAGAAAGAUAAUGAGAUUCUACGAAACAAAUCUAAGGAUCUUUCACUGAAAAAUAUUGAGCUUAGCAAUCACAUUGCAAAUCUAGAGGCUAAGCAUAGUCUUCUAGCAAGCAGCGUAGAAAGCGAAGCUCAACUUAACAAGAAACGUGUGGAAGAUAUUCAAAAGCUUACCACUACUAUUAGUGAACUGAAACGCAAGUGUGAGGAGGCAGAAAAGUCUAAAACGGAGAUGUGGGCUCGGCUAGAUAGUAUUAAACCUGGAAAAGUUGAAGAUAAAUGCACAUUUACCGAAGCCUCCAUAACAUGUGAGACAUCUGUGACGGGAGGGGAAAUUCUCCAUGACAAUGACUCCAAGCAUGUUAGUUGGACAAAAGAGAGCACGGAUAAUAAAGAAAUAGGACUAUCUGAUCUUCGGAAAGUGAAGAAAAAGAUAAGCAAAUCCAAGGAUACACAAGCGAAUAUAAACAACCUCGAAUCACUUUCAAAAAAUAGACAAACAACUCAUAUAACCAACACAAAUCAUGGUUCCAAGAGACUGGAAGAAAAUCGCCUCAUUAAAAUGAAAGACUCUCGAAUUCGCCAACUGGAGGAUGCAUUGGUGGAAAAGGAGAGGUAUAUGGCGUCCGCUUUGCAGCGAUUGAAGGAUGAGUCUGAUAAACUUAGCUCGCAAUAUAAGGAAAAAAUCCAUCGACUUGAGCUUCAGUUGAAAGAUAAGGAGAACAGCGAAGGAGUUAGAGCAAAUAUCAUACAAAAUACACCCAAUAUAGAUCGUGAGACCGUGCUUCUCAAGGAGAGGCUGUUGAAGUGCGAGAAGCUUUUGACGGAUAACUAUCGGUUUAUUGAUCUUUUAAAUAAACAGUGGGAAAGAUGCGUGGAGGACAUGAAAAAAAGUCACUCCGAGCAACUUCAACUUAUUCAUAAAAAUCAUGAUGAUGAGUUAACUCGUCUUCAGAACUCUCACCAACUAGAGUUAGGCCGUAUUUCGAAGAUGAAAUACAUCAACGAAGAUAUCAAGUUCAUGAACCGUAAGUUGAUAAAAAUGGCUAGUAAUGAGAAGUCAGAGAAUUUUUUAUUAGCCUUUUUAGAUCGAUUGAGCUAUUUAGAAAAGCGUUGCAAGCAGAGGGAGGAGGAUGUAGCUUUCGAAAUUGCUGAAUCUAAGCGCGUUGCUGAAGUUGAGCGGCGUCUACUGGCGGAACGGAUGUCGUUAAUUAUAGAGCAAAAAAAUCAGCAAAUAAAACAUUUCCAAAUUGAAUUAGAUGAACUUCUUGCCCACAUAAGAUCAUUGUCUGAUCCCGGGAACCUGUUUAGUGCACGAAUAUAUUAUUAA